This is a messenger RNA of Guillardia theta CCMP2712, 1605 nucleotides long. RefSeq lists its product as hypothetical. Gene Ontology annotation, molecular function: alpha-(1->6)-fucosyltransferase activity. The coding region runs from base 1 to 1605 and encodes 534 amino acids. Gene Ontology annotation, biological process: protein N-linked glycosylation. NCBI's taxonomy places the organism in Eukaryota, Cryptophyceae, Pyrenomonadales, Geminigeraceae. The transcript has 7 exons. The record is from RefSeq and is a predicted model, not a curated record.
AUGGCGGGGACGGUGACGGUAGCGGAAGAGACAAGAAGCUGCAAGGAUGAUGGCGGAGAUGGAGAUGUGACGAUCUUUGACGAGAUCACGGCUCCUACUUGUCUUCGUCGUUCUAGAGGUGACGCAAGGAAUGUGGCAGCAAGUCACAAGGUAUCGGUCGAAGGACCUGCAGUCUAUGUCGACGAGCACGCGAGGAUGCGCAUCAAGCCAGGGCAAUACCUCAAGACUGUCCUCCUGCGAGUAGAAGGGCACAGCUCUCCCAUCGCCAUCCCCGUCCAUGAUGGAGAGGUGGCUGAUCUGAUCGCUGCCUCCUUCUUUCGCCAGUACAACCUUCCCUUCGACGAGUCUUACAUUCCAGUUCACAACACAAUCGCCGCGGUCCUGAAGAGGGAACAAGGCCCUGAAGACAUCUCGAAAUCGCGAGUGGAUCCGAAGAUUGCAGCGCAGGUAGCGGCGCAUCCUUUCUUGGAGAGCUCGGACAAGAACAAGAACGUCUUCCUUGUGGUUGAGAUUCACUUUGAGAGAGGAGGGGGGGCUGGAGGGAAAACCUUGCUAUUUGAGGUCAUGGAGGGGGAGGAGCCGUUGGAUGCUGUGGCAAGGCACAAGGAUGCUCAAGAUCUUAGUGAGGUGGAGAGAGAGUUUGCAGUGAAGCACGUGACAGACAGGAUCAUCGACAAGCUCUUGCUCGAGGAGAAGAAAGUGGCUGAGAUGCAGAGAGGAGAUCGAAUUGCGGCCAUGUUUGGCGUGGAGGCAACAAGUAGCCAGACCUUGCAGUCUCCCCUCCGGCAUGACAGCGACCCUUCCUGGAGGAGGACGGAUCCAGACGACCUUAGGGAUCAGGAUCGCGUACAAGAGAUGCUCUUCCAUCUACAGCAUCCUCCCUCCUGCAGCGAUCGCAACCUAGUGGUUUUCUCCAUGGACAGAGCGAUCUGGGGCCUUGCGGUGAAUAUUCACUUCCUCACUCUCCUCCUCAACUUCUGCUGGAGGCACAACCGAACGCUGGUCACCGCAGACCCCGAUCACUGGAACUACGCGGGGAGAGAGUGCACGAGAGGAUGGGAGUGCUUCUUCCACCCCAUCAGCUCAUGCAGGGAGGAUGACGUCUGGCAGCCCUACACCUCUGACAUUCGCAAUGACAUCCUCUUCGACUUCCGCGGCUACCUCUACCAGGUCGACACCAGCACCCAACGCGUCCUCCACUUCUCCAACGUGGACGGGCCUUGGCUGCAGCUUCUGUCGCAGGAGGAGUAUCGUCUCUUCCUGCCGGAGACCUUCCGGCAUCGCGGACACCUCUGGUGGCGAUCGCAGCUGACUAAGUUUGUGAUGCGGGAGAAGCCGUUUGUGAGGAGAUACGUGGAGGAGCGUCGCACGGCCAUCGGCUGGCACCGCGACCUUGUGGCCCUUCAUGUUCGGCAUGGCGACAAGUCGUGGGACGUCGCUCACCAGGCAUCUUACAUGGGAGGGCUUCAGCCCUACCUCGACAAGGCCGCGCGGCUUGCAGGAGGACAACGGGGACAGCUGCGUUACUUCAUCAGCACGGAUGAUCCAGGGGUCCUAGAAGAGGCCCAGGUGACCGGCUCGGUCUCUCGAUGCAGUGUGGGAUAG